AUGCUCACCACCAUGCUACCACUCACCACCCUCUCUCUAGCCCUCCUGUCAUCAACAACAGGUGUCUUGGCCUCAGCAAAACCACCCAUCAAAGUCCCAGUCACACCAGCCCACCGCCGUUCAUCUUUACUCACACCCCGCAAUGGAGAAGGCUUCAUCCGCGCCCCCAUCCGUGCCGCCCCCGGCACCCCGCAAACCAAGCUCCGCCGUCGGCAAGAAGACGAAGGCCUAAACAACCAGAACCUAGGCACGACCUACACCAUCGACAUCGAAAUCGGGACUCCCCCUCAGACCGUCACCCUGAUCUUGGAUACCGGCUCGCCAGAUCUGUGGGUGAACCCGACAUGCGAGACUUCGGGGCAGGAAGAAUAUUGCCAGAGUUUUGCGCAGUUCGAUUACACCAAGAGCAAGACGAUUGAGGAUACGGGCGCGGCGGAUAUUCUGGGCUAUGGGAAGGGGAACGUGACGAUUGAGUAUGUGACUGAUGAUGUUACUAUUGGGUCCGCAAAGGUAAAAUCCCAAAUCCUCGGCAUCGGCUUUGAGUCGCAUGACAUCCCGCUCGGAAUCCUAGGCCUCUCGCCCUCCGUCAACCCUGACUCGCAGCCCUACCCUUACCUUUUAGACUCCAUGACUUCCCAAGGAAUAAUCUCCUCUCGCGCCUUCUCCCUCGACCUACGGAGCAUCGACAACCCCUCCGGCGCGAUAAUCUUCGGUGGCGUCGACCUAGGUAAAUUCUCCGGCUCGCUCGCAAAGCUCCCCAUGCUUGACCCCUCCGACACACCCUCCGGCGCAGACAGGUAUUGGAUCGUCUUGUCAGGUGUGGGCAUGACGUACCCCGAUGGACAGGUGGAGGAGUCCGAGGAAAUUGCCGUGCCGGUGUUCCUGGACAGUGGAGGCACGCUGUCAAGAUUACCGGCUACGAUAUUCCAGGCUAUCGGCGAUAGCUUUCCGGGGAGUCAGUAUGAUACCGAGUCAGGGUUUUAUAUCGUUGACUGCGCUGUCGCCGACGAAUCCGGGUCUGUCGAUUUCGUUUUCGGCAGCAAGAAGAUUAGGGUCCCGUACGGGGAUUUCAUCUGGGAAGUGCAAAGCGGGGUUUGCGUAGUCGGGGUGCUACCGACGGAUGAAGAGCCCGUGUUUGGAGAUAGUUUCCUGAGAGCGGCGUACGUGGUCUAUGAUCAGGAUAAUCGCAACUUGCACCUCGCACAGGCGGCAAAUUGCGGAGAGCAGAUUGUGGAGAUUGGGAGUGGCGCGAACGCGGUGCCGAGUAGCACGGGCAAAUGUAAGGAUUCUGGACCGACGGGAACUGAUGGUGGUGGGGGAUUGGAUGUUACUGCCACUAGAGCGCCGACGAAGACGGCGGCGGGGGGUGGGCCGCAGGUUACGAACUCGGACUUUGGACCGGGACCGGCGGGGACGAGGGUUAGUACUAGUGGUAUUGGUCUGCCGACGGGAACUGGUGGUGGUUCGGGAGGAGGGUCGGGGGGAGGGAACGACGAUAAUGAUAGUGCGGCGAGCGGGUUGGAUGUCGGGGUCACUGUUGCGGUGGCCUUGGCUGGGUUGAAUAUGCUUGCUGUUUGGUUGCUGUGA
Sordaria macrospora k-hell is the source of this 1587-nucleotide messenger RNA. RefSeq lists its product as uncharacterized. Gene Ontology annotation, biological process: proteolysis. Gene Ontology annotation, molecular function: aspartic-type endopeptidase activity. NCBI's taxonomy places the organism in Eukaryota, Fungi, Ascomycota, Sordariomycetes, Sordariales, Sordariaceae. The record is from RefSeq and is a predicted model, not a curated record.